Seriola aureovittata is the source of this 5027-nucleotide messenger RNA. RefSeq names its product homer scaffold protein 1b (gene homer1b). Gene Ontology annotation, molecular function: G protein-coupled glutamate receptor binding. Bases 1272 to 2348 code for a protein of 358 amino acids. The transcript is spliced from 9 exons. Gene Ontology annotation, cellular component: cytoplasm; plasma membrane; postsynaptic density. Gene Ontology annotation, biological process: regulation of store-operated calcium entry; G protein-coupled glutamate receptor signaling pathway. Lineage: Eukaryota; Metazoa; Chordata; Actinopteri; Carangiformes; Carangidae. The record is from RefSeq and is a predicted model, not a curated record.
AUGUGGUUCUUUAUUGGGUUGUUUAUUAUUAAACUGUUAUAAGCAUCGACCAGUUCAUUAGACAUAAUAACAGAAGCCUCGUAUUGGGAUGCUGAUAUUUUCAGAAAAUGUGGCAUUUAACGUAGGAAAUUACAUAUUACAGCCUUGGAAUAACGUUUCCUAAAGCUCUCGGUGAGUAUCAGGUACUUCCCAAUAAACUUCUUAUAAAACAACAAAACAUCAAAUGGCAUCAGUCCCUAGAGGACCGAGUGACGUCACUGCGGAGGACGGUGUCGUGACGUAGGCAGUUCAAUACUGACACUGAUCUGAGUGGGAGGGAAGCGGAUGCAUCGGCCAGAUGUGGACCGGUGUGGUGGUGUGGGGUGGGGUGAUGUGGACGGGCGUGGGGCGUGGACACAUGGGUCUGUGGAUGGGCGUCGAUCAAUAAAGCACAUAUACAGCUAAUACAGCUACAACAUAGAAGCUGCAGAAUAAUUUCAUCUAUGCAAACGACUUCACAUACCCGCACUGAUCAGGAGAAAUAGGGUUUGUCAGGUGAAUCAAAAAAUUAUGUCGCAAAAGCAAAAAAGAUUACUUUAGGUUCAGUCCAAGAGCUCCGUUAGAAAUUAGAAAUGUACUGGUAAUACUGAAUGUGUGGAACAGCUGUGAAAUAGCUGUAGUCUGGGAGAGAGUGGGGGUGUAGCCUGUGAGCCUAUGGUAAUGAGAGAGAGAGAGAGAGAGAGAGAGAGAGAGAGAGAGAGUGAGAGAGAGAGAGGGAGGGAAAGAGACGCGGGUGGACAGUGGGAUGCUGUGCGUUAUCUGGCUAAAUGAGGGUUGUCUUUCCCAGUUCAGGCAGCAGGGCUUCUCCACCCUUUCAGCGAGGAUCUGUAAUUUACACGACAACAGCAGGGCACCCAACGGAUCUCCAUUGGACUCUGCGCUGGAUCUCCCACAGCGCUGCUCCUGCUCCUGCUGCUGCUGCUGCUGCUGCUGCUGCUGCUGCUGCUGCUGCUGCUGCUCCAUCACCAAACGCUCAACGCCAAAGCAGGAGAAGAAGCUCUGAUUUCCGUGCCAUGUGUAGAACGAUACGUAUGUGUGAAUUCAUGCGGUGACAGCGGAGGGGGAAUGGAGCAGUUGUCAUCAAAUUCCUGCAGACGCGCCGACGGUGAUAAAGGGGAGGCUGUCGUGUAGAGAGAAGACCUUCAUACGCAGCAGCCAAUCCGAGAGAUUCGUUUUCAUUGCCAGCGAAAAGGAUCAGCGGUCAGGUGUCGCCUUUCAUUUCAACCACAACAAUGGGGGAGCAGCCCAUCUACAGCACGCGGGCCCACGUCUUCCAGAUUGACCCCAACACCAAGAAGAACUGGCUGCCCACCAGCAAGCAUGCGGUCACUGUCUCCUACUUCUACGACAGCACACGCAACGUCUACCGCAUCAUCAGCCUGGACGGCACCAAGGCAAUAAUCAACAGCACCAUCAGUCCCAACAUGACGUUCACAAAGACCUCACAGAAGUUUGGCCAGUGGGCGGACAGUCGAGCUAACACUGUCUACGGCCUGGGAUUCUCCACUGAGCAUCAUCUAUCCAAGUUUGCAGAGAAGUUUGCAGAGUACAAAGAAGCAGCACGGCUCGCUAAAGAGAAGAGUCAAGAAAAGAUGGAGAUGGCCACGUCUCCUUCUCAGGAGUCUCCAGGAGGUGAGCUCUCGUCACCUUUGACCCCAGUGACUCCGCCCAUGGAAAACAUCAACGGCACAGAUGAAAUCUGUGACACGACUCCUAACUCAGACACCCGUCCCGAGCCGGCGCAGAACGCCCUGGCCUUCACACACAGCCCCGCCAUGACAAAACACUGGGAGGCUGAGCUGGAGGCACUAAAGGGGAACAAUGCCAAGCUAACGGCAGCUCUGCUGGAGUCCACAGCCAACGUCAAACAGUGGAAACAACAACUGGCUGCCUACCAGGAGGAGGCCGAGAGACUACACAAACGGGUGACAGAGCUGGAAUGCCAGAGCAACCAAACCCCAGUGAUCAAAUCACAAAAGACUGAACUGAACCAAACCAUAGAGGAGCUGGAGACUACGCUAAGGGAUAAAGAAGAGGAAAUGGAAAAGUUGAAAGAGGAAUUAGAAAACAUGAACGACCUGAUGGAGCAAAAAGACACUCUUACCCAGAAACUUGAGGAGACGGAGCUGCGCGGUCGGGUGCUUGAGGAGCAGUUGGCGGGCGCGGAGCAGCGGCUAGAGGAGAACCAAGAGGAACAGGAGAAUUUCAGAAAGAGCCUGCGGACGCUGCUGGAGAUGCUGGACGGCAAGAUCUUUGAGCUGACGGAGCUCAGAGACACCUUGGCUCGGCUCAUAGAGGAGGCCAGCUAGAGAUGGAGCUGCCUAAUCUGCACAGACAGAGCCAUAGGAUAAAUUACACCCUGACAACCCCAAUUCAAACUCACCCACAUCAGUCCCUACCCGCCAUGUCCCACCUUCCCACAUUAAAACUGAGACGCUGCACUGCCCAGUUCUGAUUUUGCUCAAAAGAGGGCAGCUAAUCCCCUGUUUUUACCUUGCAGGCAUCGAGCUUCAACCAACCACAGGCACUCCUGUAGUUCAAAACAACACAGGGACUACCUCAUCUUGCCUUCAGAUUGGCUGGUGUAGGCGUAACCUUGGUUGAAUUGAUCUGUCCGGGUCAUAAAGAUGCCUGCUGUAGCACACUGCUACUGCUCCCACCCCCACCCCCACCCCCCACACACCACACACCACACACACACACACACACUCACCAAACUUAGUUAACUUGAGAACUGUGCCUCAGCGCCAUCUGCUGUUUGACUGGGAAAGGUGCACCACAGAUUGCAGCAUCACAAUGUCUCACACACACACGUGUACACACACACACACACACACACACACACACACAUACACACCCUUUUCUUCAUCUCUAAACUGCCCCCCCAAGGGGAAUGUUGAAAGUCAUGUGGAAAUAAUUGCCGUUAAGACUCAGAGAACUGCGCCAAAGCUGCCAAAUCCCUCCAAAAUAUUGUCCUCUAACUAGCAGAUGCUUUGAUCCAAAGUGACUUACUGUACAGAGAAGUGCUGAACAGAGGCCCGCGUCUGAGCUCGGGCUGCCAGCGGAGUGUCACUGGAAACAGAGAACUUUUAAGGACGGCUCUCAACAAACCAGUCAGUCUUACCUUUUGGCCUGUAGUGACAUCAAUGCUGCUCUGGACACACAAGGCUGCUCGGAAAUGGAGUUCGAUUUCCUUCUCAAGUGAAAAUGAAAGACUGCUAUGUAUCCACAGCCUAUUUAAAAUCUUACAUGAUAGAUGAGUAUUUAAAUCUUCCAGAGGCAUCGGUCAUGCCACACAGAAAUUUUAAAGGGCAUGUGCCCAUGUUAGAUUUGACAUUAGAAUUCCUGUAUCCAGACUGCUUCCACCGUCUCACACAACUGACCUGUCUUCCUGCCAAACUCAGUGUGGUGUGUGUCUCUGAACAAAGCCCGACCUUUGACAUAAUGUGUGCCUUUAAAGCACACAUACGCGGACACGUGUUUGUAUAUAAUAUGUGUGUGUGUGCGUGCGUGUGUGUGUGUGUGUGUGCGUGUGUGUGUGUGUGUGUUUUGUGCAGAAAGAGAGAAAGACCCCUGGUUUGGGACAUCAAGGCCUACACACACACACACACACACACACACACACACACACACACACACACAACACACACACACACACACACACACACUGAGCAAUACCAGACAGGCUCUAUACGACACCUCUAUCUAACUCUAUCAGGUACUCUUCUCAGUGGACUCAUGCAGAUAGGUCAAACGCAACUCAGCUGAUCCCCCAUGUCCGACAGAAAGUGUACUACUGUUGACCGCGAACCUGUGUGGCAGCCCUGUCUAGUCGAAGUAGUGCAUCGUGAAGGGCUUAUAGAGUGUCAUAUACAUGUUCGUAAAUCUCCACCCUCAGUGAAACAGGCCACCGAUUUUCACUCCUCACGGGUGAAUGCAGAACUCGGUUUCUAUUCUUUUUUACACAGGAUAUAAUAGUGAAGAUAUAAUUAUAGAACUGUAUAGGACAACUUUCUACUCAUGAUGACAUUGUAAAUGAAUGGAUGGAUAACUCAAAUGCAGUAACACCCUGCAGUGGCUUAUUGUUGUGUAUUAACCCAUGGAAAAGUACUGCAUAGUUAUUAUAGAGUAUCUAAUCUGUAGGUAAACAAUGAAAAACCUCUUCAAUAUGUAUUUAAAAUGCGUAACAACACAAUGUAAACACAUAGUGUUAAAUGUUCUGUACCAAAAUAUUCACUUAUGAAGCAGCUCCUCCUCCUCUGAUGGUGAAAUCCCAAACUGCAACUUAAAAUUUCUUCCUUUAAAAUCAUUCAAUUUCUAAAACGCUAUAUGCUCACAUGAAAUGCUGCUUCUUUUACCUUUCAAUUGAGCACCCUGUUUGCACUGUGUUAUUACACUGUUGUAACUCAACAUUAUAUUUCAAGAGAUUUGCAUUAAGUCCUAGCACAGCAUAAUUCAUUCACAUCGUAGUUAGUUGCACAGGUUAAUACACUGGAAUAAGACCCAUGUAAAGGGAACUGUUACCCAUUUCUUUUUCUUUCUGGUUUAACUUUGACAGUCAAAUGACAGAGAUGGAAUACCUUAAUAUUAAUGCUAUUGUUAAUGAAUGCCUUUGUACAGUAGUGGAUAAGAAGCUUUUCAUUCUCCUGUUUUGUAACUUAUGGUAUUUAAAUGUAGGUAUUAUUAUUGUAUUUAGAGGUAUGAGAAGACUGGCAAUAUUUUUGACUAUUUAAAGUAAUUUUGAACUCAUGAUAUUAAAGAGGUACCUCAGGCUAAAGAUGUUCGUAGAUUGGUGAGACUUGUGUGUUUGCAGGUGAAAGCAUUUACCAAAUGCUGGUGAAAAAACGAUCAGGAUACACACCUGUUGGUGCUUCAGCCCAGCAAAAUCCUUUGUUGAAUUCAAACAAAGACAGCCCUACAAGGCUGAGAACACACCUCUGUGAACUAAGAAAUGCUAUGUUUUAUAUUCAAAUACAGUGACCGCAGAA